UGCAGAAGAUUAUGCAGGCAUCUACGGCGAAGGCCCGGCCUUACGCCCCCAGACGCCCCUUCCAUGGUGAGGCGCGCGCGUCACGUCAAGUGAAGGAGGACCGGUAGGGUCACGCUGGACGACCUGGGUCGGGCUGCUCGGCGGAGUCUGGCCAUGGUUCCGAAGCUGGCACUUUCAGAAGCCUGGGCGACGCUGCAGUCCCCCAACGUCGACUUUUCGGCCGACCUGGCGUCCCUUUCCCUACACUCACUUUUCAGCCGCAACUCCGGGAUCUCGCGCACCUUCAUGCCACACAGCACAGCCUCUGGACUCCACAGUGCGCCGGCAACGCUCCCUUUCGAUUUCAGUGGCGGGCAGGCUGAUCAGCCAUGGUGAAUGUCAAGAAUGUCGCCUUCAAAGUCAACAAGCAGACGCCGGUCUCCCAGACACCCCCCCAGGCAUAUGGAACCGUCAUCAACUGCCGGAAACCAGGCGGCAAGCGGGCGUUCAAGGAGAUGAAGGAGGUGCGGUCGCAUUCCGUGCCGUUGACCAACGUCUCCGGGUCCAAGAAGCGCAAGCGCGACGACCGCAAGAGCGAGGGACUCCAGAGCCAGAUCGAAUUUAUUACAUCGUCACCAGCGAACGCACAGGCUGCGCUUGCAGCGUUGCGACGGAAUGACCAGCCGCUCAUCACCCAGAAAAUGAAACAGGUCAAACCGACACGGUUCAGGAAGGGCAAAGUCUUGGAGAAGGGGUUCGACCUGGAUACGUGGUUCACCAUUCUCACAUUCUCGGACCCUGCACAACUGCUGGAGAUGCGCCAGAGGAUCCCGUCGUGUUAUCGCUUUCUAAGGAACAAUCCCAUGCUUUGGGUCCACAGCCGCAACAACCACUAUGGUGACGACAUGCCGGAGCCCCCAUCCGAUCUGGACGAAUUUCAGUAUGCGCAUCUCCGACACGGUCACGGCUGCAUGAGCUGCGGCGCGCCCAGUACACGCAAGACGUACUGGGCCUUCCUCCGCCGCUGGUGCAAGACCUGCCUGCAAUCAAAGACGGUCAAAGAGCACGAUGCGUUGAUCAUCAUGCGUAAUGCCGGUGUCGACGACGUCAGCUUUCUUCGCAAAUGUCUUCCAUCCGGCGUGUUCGAUUCCUGGGGUAAUUUUGUUGGUGUUGGACCGGCCAGUACGCAUUCGCUCAAGACGAUCUACCUCCUGUCAGAAGUGCAGAAGCUAGAGGCCGAGGUUCGCGACGCUGCCGCGCUUCAUCCUGAAACAUGGUCCGCCGAAGUGCGGUCCCGCAUGGCGCAAAAGUUCGUUCAUGUCGACGAGCGCCGCGCUUUCGCACGCAAGAUGGAGCUCUGGGAGGAGGCGACGCGCAGCAACAAGGCGAAUGAUUACUCGGCGAAGAAGGCCGCGCGCAAAGCGUACUUCGAGCACAAGGCGUCGCAGCUGGACUUGCCAAUUAGCUUGAAGGAAAUGGAGGGCUGCCCUUCCUACCGCCGCGCCAUCGCGAUCCCCAAGGAUCCCAACAACACUUCCUGGCAACAACUCAAACCCAAGCUCGAGAAGGAAGCUGCCGAGCUCAGACUUGGGCGCUGCACGCCAGAGUCACGUCUAGGCACGACGUCUGCAUCAGCUUCCGGCACCUCGACCCCGAUCGGUAUGCACACCCCGCAGCCGUACGUGCAUCCGCUGUCAGGAAUGCCGAUUAUUCACCUGCCGCUGCCUCCGCCUCACCAUCAGCACUAUACCCAUCCGCAUCCGCAUCCUCAUCUCUCUCAUCAGCACAUGCAUCCGCACCCGCAUCCGCCACCGUAUUGAUUCUUCGUAUUGAUUUUUCGUAUUUAUUCUUCGCAAUUUUUUCGCUUGUUUCUGUUGAUCGUUUUCGUCGCAUAAUCAGGUACGGAGUUUGUGAUUCAUAGCUUCGGCGCUCUUAGACUUGAAUACAGCAUGCAUGGCGCUCGGGGAGUAGGUAUUGGCUCAAAAUCUGGAGUAAUGUAGCUUGGUAAUUGGGUGGAAGGACUUCUAUAUCACGGGUGCUAGGCCGUAUCAAUACAGAGUAUUUACCUCGA
Molecule: messenger RNA, 2050 nt
Organism: Boeremia exigua
Lineage: Eukaryota; Fungi; Ascomycota; Dothideomycetes; Pleosporales; Didymellaceae
Exons: 1
Coding region: 369-1799 (476 amino acids)
Source: RefSeq, a predicted model, not a curated record